This is a messenger RNA of Cucurbitaria berberidis CBS 394.84, 972 nucleotides long. RefSeq names its product carbohydrate esterase family 8 protein. Gene Ontology annotation, biological process: cell wall modification. Lineage: Eukaryota; Fungi; Ascomycota; Dothideomycetes; Pleosporales; Cucurbitariaceae. Bases 1 to 972 code for a protein of 323 amino acids. Gene Ontology annotation, molecular function: pectinesterase activity. The record is from RefSeq and is a predicted model, not a curated record. The transcript has a single exon.
AUGGUAAUCGCUAGUGGAAGCAAAUACGAGCGGACCAAUCCUAGCCGGGGCUCUCUGAUCGUGGAUGCUUCCAGGAGAUAUCCAGGCAGCUACACGAACAUCAGUGCCGCAAUCGCUAGUUUGCAGAACAGAACCGAGUCUCAGACGAUCUUCAUCUUCCCUGGAACAUACACUGAACAGGUGUAUAUCCCUCCUCAAGCCGGUCCCCUCAUAAUCCAAGGCUACACCACCAAUGCUCGCUUGUAUAAAGAGAACGAAGUCACCAUCACCGGCAAUCUCUCCCGGAAAACGCCUGGCUUAGCAAACAAUGAUGCCACAGCUACAGUCCGUCUUUGGACGUCGAACGUCAAAUUUUACAAUUUGAAUAUCGCCAAUACUUUCGGCGCAGCUGCAACAAGCGGACAAGCUCUUGCACUCAGCGCACAGAAGAGCAAUCAAGGUUUCUACGGGUGUAACUUUACCGGUUGGCAAGACACCAUCUAUGCCAAUGAAGGUCGUCAGAUCUAUGCGAGGUCAUACAUUAAUGGAGCGGUGGACUUUAUCUUCGGGCUACGCGCUUCAGUAUGGUUCGACAAGGUGGACAUCGAGUCCAUCGGCUCCGGCUUUAUCACCGCGAACGGACGGGAGGCAGCGAACAACACUAGCUUCUAUGUCUUCAAUCACGCCAAAGUUACUGGAACCAGUGGACCUAACUCGACGUACCUAGGUCGGCCUUGGAGGCCAUAUAGUAGAGUUGUCUUCCAGAGGAGUUACCUGGGAGACGUGGUGAAGUCAGAGGGGUGGUCAAGAUGGGAUGCCGUUCAGAGCGUAGAGAACGUAUUCUACAAAGAGUAUAAGAACCAUGGACCUGGUGCUGCUGUCAGAUCACGUGCAAACUUCAGCUCGCAACUCACAGCGCCAAUCAAGGUUUCGGAGAUCCUUGGGAAGCGAUUCGAAAAAGAGUUUUGGGUUGACGUAGACUAUCUCUCAUAG